This is a messenger RNA of Nasonia vitripennis (jewel wasp), 1685 nucleotides long. It is a transcript of the gene eca, whose product is annotated as transmembrane emp24 domain-containing protein eca. Gene Ontology annotation, biological process: intracellular protein transport; endoplasmic reticulum to Golgi vesicle-mediated transport; Golgi organization. The transcript is spliced from 5 exons. Bases 313 to 966 code for a protein of 217 amino acids. Gene Ontology annotation, cellular component: COPII-coated ER to Golgi transport vesicle; Golgi apparatus; endoplasmic reticulum-Golgi intermediate compartment. The record is from RefSeq and is a predicted model, not a curated record. Lineage: Eukaryota; Metazoa; Arthropoda; Insecta; Hymenoptera; Pteromalidae.
AACCAUGUCACAGCAACAAUCAAAACUAUAAGUAGCGCAGCAAUCGACACCAACAAAACAAUAUCCAUCUUGCUAGCUGCAAGCGGACAGUUGGACACGAGUGUAAAACAGUUUUCUGCUACAAUCUUUCACGUGAAGUAGAUCCUACUGCCAUCUAUCGAAGAAUUCUCAUAUCGAUUGUCAAAUACCACGCAGCACAAUCGCCAUAUACUGUACACAGUUGUGUAUAGUGUGUAAUCUCAUCGAUUCUCGCGCCAUCUGCGACGGCAAUUGUCGUCCGUCUAAACAGUACUUAGAUUUAACAAAACUACAAUGAUGUUGAGAACACUGCAGUAUUUGAUCACACUUAGUGUUAUAUUUGAGUGCACAUCAGGACUCUACUUUCACAUUGGUGAAACAGAGCGAAAAUGUUUUAUAGAGGAGAUUCCAGAUGAAACUACAGUAAUAGUAAAUUACAAGGUUGAGUUGUACGAUCCCAGAAGUCAGGGAUUCAUGCCGAGUAGUCCUGGAAUAGGCAUGCAUGUAGAAGUAAGGGAUCCUGAUGACAAGGUUGUUCUGUCUCGAGUCUACAGUUCUGAGGGAAGGAUAUCUUUCACCUCUCAUACUCCCGGAGAACAUAUAAUCUGUUUAUACUCAAACAGUACUGCAUGGUUCAGCGGUGGACAGUUGAGGGUACACUUGGACAUUCAAGUUGGUGAACAUGCCAUUGAUUAUGCUAAUGUUGCACAAAAAGAAAAACUCUCAGAUCUCCAAUUGAGAAUCAAGCAGCUAUUGGAUCAAGUAGUUCAGAUUACGAAAGAACAAAGUUAUCAAAGAUACCGAGAAGAGAGAUUCAGACAGACAUCAGAGAGCACGAACCGAAGAGUACUGUGGUGGUCUGUUACCCAAACUGUUAUUCUGGUAGCCAUGGGUGCUUGGCAAAUGCGUCAUCUCAAGAGCUUCUUCGAAGCUAAAAAAUUAGUUUGAUUUUCUUCUAAAAGUUCGCGUGAUAAAAAAGGGACUUUUUCUAACGAAAUCGAGUUUGUGUUUGAUCUACAGUGCAUGAUGAUGCGUUUGUAAUAAAAGUUGAUACUUGGAAGUUUGUAUGCAGAGGAAAAAAAAACAAUAAUUUAUCGACUGAGAACCGUCAAUAAUUUUUGUUAAACUUUAUGCAAAACAUUAUGUAAUUAAAAGAAAUGUACUCGUUACAACUUACAACUAAAAAUUGCAAAACUUAACAGUCAUUGUCCAUUAUCCGCAUCAGUGUUUAGAGAAUGUAUGUAUCUCCUAAAAAUCAUAUUCACUUUUUUAUUUUAAGAAUCUGCGCGUCAUCGCAAUAAUUCCAUCAUGUAGUUAUUCUUAUGAACGCAUGUUGAUGUUUAGCAUUGCAACAAAAAAGUUCCAGGUCAUCCAAUGAUUCUGGGCAAAGCUCACGACGUCAUCUUCAUAGAGCCAAUAGCGAACCGUGAAAGAUGAGGGCGCGCUCGCUGAAGAUCACAUGAUUCGUCUCUCGAGCAGUGUCAACUGAUGUAAAUUACACAGCGUACAUUACAGUUUUGAAGUUUACAAAUUCGAAAUUUGUUUAUUAUGUUUCAUAAAAAUGUACUAUUACAGGUAGUUCAUGCAUACAUUCGAGUUAUGUAUGUAAACAUACAUUAAUUUUCAAGCUAUUCUAAUAAAUAGUCUUACUGCAGUACUUCAUGAAA